Molecule: messenger RNA, 636 nt
Organism: Vicia villosa (hairy vetch)
Lineage: Eukaryota; Viridiplantae; Streptophyta; Magnoliopsida; Fabales; Fabaceae
Exons: 1
Coding region: 1-636 (211 amino acids)
Biological process (GO): base-excision repair
Cellular component (GO): nucleus
Molecular function (GO): double-stranded DNA 3'-5' DNA exonuclease activity; DNA-(apurinic or apyrimidinic site) endonuclease activity; phosphoric diester hydrolase activity
Source: RefSeq, a predicted model, not a curated record
AUGAUCAUUGUCACCAUCAAUAUUAGAGGAGGGGGAAAUCUGAUUAAAAGAAAGGGCAUUGGCUACCUGAAUCAAUCAAACAGAACUGAUGUUUGCUUUUUGCAGGAAACAAAGCUAACUACUUUUUCUCAAAAGUUUGCAGAAGAUUUUUGGGGAGCAAAAGAUGUGGAUUGGACGCAUAAGCACUCUGAAGGAGCUUCGGGAGGCUCUGUGAUUUUGUGGCGUAAAAACUCUCUGAACUUAAUUCAAAGCUUCAAAGGGGUGGGUUUUCUUGGCUUGAAGGUGAAGUGUAAAUCCUCAGGGGUGAGUAUAAAUCUUGUCAACAUUUAUGCUCCCUGCACCUCUUUGGGGAGAAGAAAGAUGUGGUUGCAAUUGUCAGAUCUGAAAAGGAAUGCUGUUGGGGAGGAAUGGUGUAUAGGCGGGGAUUACAAUUCAGUUCUUUUCAAAGAGGAGAGGUUAGGCAAACAUGGUGGUCAUCAGGGCAAAGAUAGUGAAGCCUUUCAUCGUUUUGUCGAGAAGAUGGAGUUAAUUGAUCUUCCAAGUGUGGGCGGUAGAUUCACCUGGUUCAGUGGUGCUGGCAAUGCCAUGAGUAGGUUAGAUCGGUUCUUGUUAUCAGACUCCUUAAUUUCCUUAUAG